ACACACACACACACACACACACUGAACAUGCCUGUGUGUAAGUGGUCUGAAACGUAACCCCUGCAGCUCUGACUCUCAGCCAUAACACAGACUGGAGGAAUUCCAGCUCGCUCCUGUUUAACCAAACAACACGUGCACGGAGAGCUUCCACGCUACCAGCGCUCACGUCAUGCUGAGCUAAUGGCACCACGCACCCACACACACACACACACACACACCUUCACACACGUGUUUUAUGAAUGGUUUCACAACAGCGCCUGGGUUUUUAAUGAACCAACACGCCCUGGUCGGAGCCCUCUGCUCCACUUCCUGCCGUCACACUCGGCGCUGGCAGCAGGUCGGAGAGGUCUCCGGUGUUUCCCUCGGCCUCGGCAGCCGCCCGGUAAUCACAGGGGGAUUUUCCCCCCACAGGGAGAAGCUGGCUGUGGCUCGCCUGCAGAGGGAAGUCGCACGGAGCAAGAGCGAAGGAACAAUGCGAGAGAAGCUGAUCCACGAGCUGGAGGAAGAGCGACGCCUGCGACUGGAGAGCGAGAAGCGUCUCCGGGAGGUGAGCGAGGAGUCGGAGCUGGGCCGCGCUCAGAUGCUCUCCCUGCAGCAGCAGUUCUCCAGGAUGGAAGAGACGGUGCGGUCGCUGCUGCAGAAUCAGGGCGUCCUGGAGCAGUCGGCCGUGGACACAGUGGACCUCAUGAAGUCCUACAAGGACAAACUCUCGGAGGAAGUGCAGAAGCAGCAGGACGGCCCCUCGCUCCAGCCGCCGGACCCCGAGCUCGACGCCAGCCAAGCAGAAGAUAAAACCCGGCUGCUGGUGGAGCGCCUGAAGGCCCUGGAGGAGCGGAACUCGGCCUUGGCCUUGGAGAACGAGAGCCAGCGGGAGCAGUACGAGCGAUGUCUGGACGAGGUGGCCAACCAGGUGGUGCAGGCGCUGCUGACGCAGAAGGACCUGAGGGAGGAGUGUCUGAAGCUGCGGACCCGUGUCUUCGACCUGGAGCAGCAGAACCGAGCGCUCAGCGUCUUGUUCCAGCAGAAGAUCAAGCCGGCCUCGGACCUCCUGCUGCAGAAGCUGCACUCCAGGAUCAUGGAUCUCUCUGCGGCCGACCUGCUGCUGGAGCCCGAGAGGAGCAAAGCCUUCCUCCUUUCCAGGAACGCCGACUCGCCCUCCAACGAGGUGAACGGAAAGCUGGGCUUCCCGGCGGUGAAGUGUCUGAGCCAGCUGAGCCUGGCGGCGCCGCCGCCGCCGCCCUCGUACCCGCGCAGCAGCUGCAGCAGCAGCGAGCUGUCGCUGUCCAGCGCCUGCAGCGACUUCUCCAGCGGCUCCUACACCUGGAACGACGGGCGCUCCUGUGGGAAACUGUCGUCUCUGACCUGGGAGAAGCGGCUGAGUUUGGGCUCGUCGGUCCCGAACAACAUCUGCUCGGCGGCGGACGAGGCUCCGCCCACCCGACGCAAAGAGAGCCACAUCCUGGAGGGGCUGAGGAAGCUCCAGAGGAGGAAGCACCGGAGCUCCUCCUCCUCCUCCUCCAAGGUUUCCAAGUCCGGCUACAAGGACUGCAUGAACUCCAACGAGGGCAUCUACUCCCUGGGCAUCAAGAGCAGCGGCAAGGGCGUCUCCAAGCCCCCCCACGUCAGCCGGAUGCGGGCGAAGCGCUUCUCCUACGACUCCGACGACGCGGACGACGAGCUGGCUCGGUCCGGCGCCGGAGACCACAUCCCCACCAAGGACGGCUGGUUCCACUCCCAGCAGCUGUCGCACAGCAUCUCCGACAGCCUGUGCAGCUGGGCGGGGCCGCAGGACAGCGGCGGGGACGGCCCCCCGCCCCCCGCCGCCGCCAAGCAGCCCCCGGGCUACGACUCCAAGGAGCGUCCCGAGAAGCUCCUGAGCUUCAUCAACAGCUUCCUCCCCGAAGGAGGGCGGCCGUCGGCGUUCAGCCGGCCGUCCAAGCUGCGCCGCGGCCAGCGCGACCCCCCCGAGCCGGGCCGGCCGUCCGACGACGCGGGGGGGCUCAAGUCCGAGCCCGGCGACAGACCCCCGCCCGAGCAGGCGGAGAGGGACGCCCGGAGGCUGUCCAGAGACGUGGCCAAGCUGCUGUCGCAGCAGUGCCGCACGCAGAGCGCCGAGGGGAGGCCCCGCCCCUUCAGCCUCAUCAGGGAGGCCCGGGCGGCGCAGGGCUCCCAGUCCGAGGAGAGCGUCCUGGCCAUCUUCGACGCGGAGGGCGAGCCCAUCCACCUGGCUGGGAAAGGACGCGCGGACUACGCAGAACUCGUCCCGCAGGAGAAGCCCACGAGGCAGAAGGCGGCCGCCGUGCGAUCCUUCAGCCUGAUGGAGUCUGCAGAGAAGCCCUCCGAGUACCAGCUCCGGAGCGGGGGGGCCGGCGGCAGCAGGGAGGGCAGCGCCGAGCGGCUGUCCACGCCGCUCACGCCUCCCAAAAAACUCAUCAAGCCGCCGAGCAGCCGGGCGAGUAAAGGCCUCUCCAUCCCCCCCAUGAGCGACGCCCCCAAGACCGGCGGCAGCAAAAUACCGGGCCGCAGCAGGGCCGCCCCCUCAGGCCCCCCCACCAAGGCCUCCAAGGGCUGCUCCACCGAGCCCAGCCCCGGGGGGGGCUCGGCCCCCUCCGGUCUGGAGAAGUCUCCCUCGUCUGCCGGCAGGAUGUCCCGGUUCAUCAAGGCUCAGGGGUCCUGCUCCCAGAGCCCGAGGGGGGGUGCCGCCAAGCCCCCCGGCAGGGCCGACUGGGGUAAGACCUCCUCCUCGUGUUCGCCGCUCCUCUCACGGCGCCACCUGGAGUACGGCGACGGCGAGCAGCCCACCCGAGACAAGCACUGUGAAGCCGGCAAAAACCAGCUCAGGUCCCCGUCCCCCCCGCCUCCCCCCGGCCGCACCACCUCCCUCCUCAUCAGGCCCAACUACGAGGGCUCGCCGCAAGCUCCCCACAAAGCGGCGCCGGCCCAGCCGGCCGCCGCCAGGGGCCCCCCCCCGAGCUACCACACCUCACUCCUACCAAAUAUGCAAAGCACGCUGCCCAUCAGGGAGAAGGAGUGCGCCGAGCAGGACGCCGGCUACGGCACCGCGCCGCACCGACUGCCGGACAAGCCCGGGCCGAAGCCCCCCCCGGCCACGCACACCCCCACGAAAGGCUCCAAGCGGAUCACCGCGAAAGACUACCUCCCUUCCGCCAACUCAGGGGGGGCCCCAGAGCCCCAAAGCGCACCUAAAAACCCCAAGAACGUCCCCCCUCCGUACAGCGCCCUGCGAGGGUCCUCGCUCCAGACCUCCUUCGUCAGCAAAAGGGGGUCCGCUCAUGAGAGCGCCCCCCCGCCGGCGCAGAAGCCUUCUGUCGCUUUACAGGAUGCCCCUCAGACGGUGAUCAGCCCCCCCGGCUCGGUGGUGACGUCCCCCAACCCGGCAGAGAAAGCCUCAAAGACCCGCAUCCCGAUGGGCUUCAAGGCCUUCCUGAAAUCCCCCCCCAGCCACAAAAACAGCCCCUCCCUUCCGGGCAAGCAGGAGAAAGAUCAUAUCAACUCCGUCUCCAAGGAGACCGUGACUUCCAGCGACAGCUCGCCGCCGUACGCCAUCGAUCCCCCCGCCAGCACGUCCGCCGCGGAGGGGAAAGGUGACGCCCGGUGUCAGGAGGAGGGGGGGCCGCCGCCGCCGGAGGAGGGGGGGCCGUGUGACAGGGUGAAACGGAGCAGUCAGCUGUUUGGCAGAUCCAUAUCCGUCACCACCAAGCCGCACCUGAAGCCCGCCCUGGGGAUGACGGGGGCCAAGGCCCGCAGCCAGAGCUUCAGCACCGCCUACACGGAGAAACCCGGCGGCGGCGGCGCGGCGGCGGAGGGUCCGGGGAAGACCCGCACCCACAUCAUCACCAACUCGGGGGAGAGGGGCAGCUCGCUGUCCAGGCAGGGCUCCUCCGAGGCGGCCGAGAGCCCCCUGCACUCCCCCCGCUCCCGGCUGAGCCACUACGGCGGCAUGACGGGCCCCGCCGGGCAGAGCGCCCCCAGAGGCGAAGCGUCCCCCUCCCGCAAGGAGGUCCGCAGCCUGCCCUCCGCCGGAGGCGGCGGCGGCGGCCGGAAAGGCGGCGCUCAGCCUCCGGAGGCGGACCCCCACCCCCAGACCCCGGCGGGCUCGCCCCGCAAGCCCCCCGACGCCGGCGAGGAGACGAGCCCCUCGGCCCGCACCAUCGAGGAGAAGGUGAUGCUGGGCAUCGAGCAGAACGUGCAGAAGUGUCAGGAGCAGGAGAAGGGCGGCGAGGCCAAGGCGAGGAGCGGGCCCUCGCUCGCCAACUGGUUCGGGCUCCGCAGGAGCAAGCUGCCGGCCCUGAGCGGCAAGAAGGCCGACGCCCCCCGGGGGGCGGGCCCGGCGCUCGGGGGCAAGCAGAAGAAGGACAAGAAGAAGAGCGAGAGCCAGCCGAGGGACGAGCCGCAGGUCGGCAACAAGCUGAGCUCCAUCAUGGACCACUGCAACAACCAGAUGGGGCAGAUCGGCGCGCAGAUCCACUGCACCACCGCGCUCAUGGGCACGGAGCACUUCGUGAAGGAGCUGCUGGGCAGGACGGCGGUGAAGACGCAGCCUCCGCAGAUCUGCUCCAGCCUGACGGACGGCGGCCUGAAGGUGGAAGCGGAGACGUGCGCGGACGCCAGCACCCUCCUGAUGAGUCAGAAACUGGCCCGGGCCGAGAACGAGGACUCGUCCUGUCAGGAUCACGUCAUCGGCUCCGGCUGUCAGACCAGGACCCUGGACAGCGGCAUCGGCACCUUCCCCCUCCACGACCCGGCCGGCCGGGCCGGCGGCCGCCACCCCCCCAAGUCCGAGUCCGGCCCCGAGGGGGUGACCGCCGCCGAGCCCCCCGCCUCCCGCCUCCCCGACCCCUCACAGCCCCUCCCCAAAGUGCCUUCCCCUUCAAAGAGCCGCCCGCAGGCCCCCGGCAGCCUGGCCCACUCCCUGUCCGACCCGGCGGUGACCCCGGCCAGGCCGGCGCCCUCAGACGCCAUCAGGGCCAAGAGGUCGAGCGUCGGAGCAUCUCGCUGCAGCUCCGCCGACGACCGACAGGCGGAAACGUCCGGCAGGAAGAAGAGCGGCGAGCCGCCGGGCGAGCGAGCCCUGCAGGUGUGCGUGUACCCGGGCAGCAGCGGCAGCGAAACCGAGACCGAACCGGAGGGCACGGGAAGCGCCGCGUGCUCGCCGCGGCGCACGCCGCUCCACCGCGCCGGCGCCGGCGAAGCAGGGCGGCGGGACGAGGACACCCUGACGAGGAGCCUGUCCAUCCUGGACCUGUACGGCCGGGACGCGCCGUCUCCGCUGGAGGACGGCGGCAGGAUCCCUCCGCGCCCGCCGCUCGCCGCUCCUCCCCUGGAGAAGAACCCCGCCGCCGCCGGAUCGCCGCCGCCCGCCCUCCGUCUCUCCCUGGCGUCUCUCAACAAGCUGAAUCACCGGAGCUCGGCCGGGAAGAGCGGCGAGCCGUCCCCCUCCCCGUCCCCGUCCCCCUCCCCGUCCCCGUCCUCCUGCUCGUCCUCCCAGGCGGCGGGGCGGACGGCGGCGGCGGCGGCGCUCAGCGACUCGCUGUACGACAGCUUCUCCUCCUGCACCAGCCAGGGCUCCAGCGGGGUGUGAGCCCCCCCGGGGCCCUCCACCCCCCCACAGCGUAGCACCUUCACCCACCUCCACAGUCCGGGAGAUGCAGCCGACACGUUCUUCCAGCCGCUGUGUGACCUCUGACCUCCUCCACAACA
Messenger RNA from Salarias fasciatus (jewelled blenny), 5721 nucleotides. RefSeq names its product nck-associated protein 5. The coding region runs from base 236 to 5602 and encodes 1788 amino acids. NCBI's taxonomy places the organism in Eukaryota, Metazoa, Chordata, Actinopteri, Blenniiformes, Blenniidae. Gene Ontology annotation, biological process: microtubule bundle formation; microtubule depolymerization. The transcript is spliced from 18 exons. Gene Ontology annotation, cellular component: microtubule plus-end. The record is from RefSeq and is a predicted model, not a curated record.